ACAUGCGUGUCAAGUAUCGCCACAUGUGUCAAACAAGUCAGUGUGUGAAGGUUAUAAUUGUGCAUCAUCUGCAAAAACUAAUUUCCUCACAGAAAUUUAACAAAAAUGUUGAUUUACACUAACGAAAAUAACCCUGCGGUGUUAAAAUUAUUAAUAGCCGCCAAUUUCUCCGGGAAGAAUGUGAAUAUAAAGGUUGUUAACGCUAAUGAUCGAGCUAUUCAAGAGCCGAAACAUUUACCCUAUUUGGAGGUAAAUGAAGAUUCGAUCAUCUUUGUACCAAAUGCCGCCGUUUGGCUCCUUAUGCCACCUUCACAGGAAGUUGCAACAGUUGCAAGCGAAUGGUUGGAAUGGGAGUCGACAAUUUUAGCACCUAAUUUAGCACACGUUUUUGGAGCUGGCUCCAAGAACGAUAAACUUAAGUCUAGUCUCAUUUCUUCAUUAGACAAAUUAAAUAAGACCUUAGGGAGUAGUGCUUAUCUAACUGAAAAUAAGCUGAACGCAAGUGACGUUGUGGUUUGGUCUACUUUAUAUCCGCUUUUUAUUGAUAACGCGCUAUCAAAGGAAUUUUUGAGUGGACAUUCCAAUGUAGUCAACUGGAUUCAAAAUAUUGAACAAAAUAAACAAAUAAAGGACGCUUUAAGUACUUUUAAGAUAUCUUCAGGGGGUGUGGCUUACCAGGCAUUACUUAAUGGAGCUAAAUACUCUCUAGUGACGCCCCCUGCACCUGAAAAUGUUAGUAAUCAGUCUCCACAACACCAGCCUGAAGUUGUCACCAGUGAAGAGUUAGAAGCCGCUAAAAAGGCUUGGUUUAAAGGAGGCGAAAUUCCUAAAGUAAAAACUCGGCCAAAAGUAGUAUUACCUCUUAAUACUGAGAAAAACGUUUUAAUCACAUCUGCGCUACCAUAUGUUAAUAACGUCCCUCACUUAGGAAACAUUAUUGGUUGCGUUCUAUCCGCUGACGUUUUCGCCAGAUUUUGUCGUGUUUGUAAUCACAACACUCUUUUUAUUGCCGGUACCGAUGAAUAUGGAACAGCCACUGAAACUAAAGCUUUGGAAGAAGGAUUAUCGUGUCAGGCUAUUUGCGACAAAUAUUACACAAUACACAAAGAUAUUUAUGACUGGUUUAAUAUCAGUUUUGAUUACUUUGGUCGCUCUUCAACCCCACAACAAACUGAACUCUGCCAAGAUUUAUUUUUACAACUGAACAGCAAUGGUUUCAUGUUUAUUGAACCUGUUGAACAGUUACAUUGUGAAAAGUGCAAUCGCUAUCUAGCUGAUAGAUUCGUCGAAGGAGGAUGUCCUCACAUUGGCUGUAACUAUGAAGAUGCCCGUGGUGACCAAUGUGACGGUUGCGGCAAACUAGUAAACGCUGUUGAACUCAAAAACCCUCGGUGUAAAAUUUGUAGCAGUACACCAAAAUUGAAAACUUCAAAACAGUUUUUUAUUGAUUUGCCAAAGUUGGAACCAUUGUUACAUCAUUGGAUGAAAAAGUCGGCUCCUGGUUGGUCAAAUAAUGCCCAAGUUAUUGCAAAAACGUGGUUGAAGGAAGGUUUAAAACCUCGUUGUAUCACUAGGGACUUAAAAUGGGGCGUUCCCGUACCUCUUAACGAUUUUAAAGAUAAAGUAUUUUAUGUGUGGUUUGAUGCACCAAUUGGGUAUAUGUCGAUAAGUAAGGCGUAUACUGAGAAUUGGGAACAGUGGUGGAGACCAAAGCCUGACUAUAAAAUAACGUUGUACCAAUUUAUGGCUAAAGAUAAUGUACCUUUCCAUUCUGUAAUGUUCCCGGCUUGUCUUUUGGGGGCGAAUAGGGGAUAUACUACAGUGUCGCAUAUAAUGGCAACAGAAUACUUGAAUUACGAAGAUGGCAAAUUUUCGAAAUCUCGUGGCGUGGGCGUUUUCGGAAACGAUGCUCGAGACACCGGAAUACCAAGUGACGUUUGGCGUUUCUACUUACUUUAUGUGAGACCUGAAUCUCAAGACUCGAGCUUCAGCUGGGUCGAUCUCGCCACAAAGAACAACUCAGAGCUAUUAAAUAAUCUGGGUAAUUUCAUAAAUAGAGCUUUAGUUUUCGCUAAAAAUAACUUCAACAAAACCGUGCCUGAAAUUAAACCCAACGACGACGAUUUCACAUUCCUAGCUUUAUGUACCCGAGAAUUAAAAGGUUACAUAAGCUGUCUUGAGAAAGCGAAAUUAAGGGACGGUAUUAGGCACAUCCUGUCGAUUUCUCGCCAUGGAAAUCAGUAUAUGCAAUCGAAUCAGCCGUGGGUACUUCUCAAAGGAAGCCCCGAAGACAAGAUUCGUGCAGGAACCGUUGUAGGGCUUUGUUGCAAUAUUGCUUGUUUGUUGGCAACAUUGCUUCACCCGUAUUUACCUGACACCAGCGACGUACUUAAGAAGCAGCUAAAUAUUGCCAACAUAGCUCUCACACCAGAAAACAUUGAAAUAGCACAGUUACUACCAACUGGUCACCAGCUGGGAGAACCAGCACCAUUAUUCGCCAAAUUAGAGCCUGCAAGAGUCGAAGAAUUGAAAAAGAAAUUUGCAGGGAAGCGGGGUGACAGCCCUCUUAAAGAAAACGGGAUUAAAAGCGACCUUAAUGUUUUACAGGCGGAAAUAGUUAAACAGGAAAAUAAAAUAAAAAAAUUAAAAUCCAGUGGUGCCGAAAAAAAAGUAUUACAAGCAGAGGAGAUGCUUUUAGCUAAUUUAAAAAAAGAAGUACAAGCGGGGCAGAAACCUUCUGGUGACAGUAAAAAUAACGCUGAUCCGGUGGAAGUUAAGAAAUUGGAAGAAGAAGUGACCAAACAAGGGUCGCUUGUGCGCAAGUUAAAAGAAGGGGGUGCUAAUAAGACGGAGUGGCAACCGGAAGUGUCUAAAUUACUCGAAUUAAAAACAAAAUUGGCGAGUUUGUUAGGAAAUCCUAUUGCAGAUGGUCAAAAGGGAAAGAAAAAAAAGUAAUUAUUUCAUUUGAGUUUCAGUUUUACUUCCAGUGAAUAAGGUAGUUUUUGUAAAGUUGUACAUCUAAAUUAUUUAUUUCGGUAUUUGGUGCGUACCUAUUAGAAUUAUUUAUUUCGGUAGGUAGUAAUUUAAAAGCGAAUGUUUUGUGGUUGUGGUAACGACAAGAAAUUUUUAUUUAUUUGAUAUUUAUGUAUGACUGGAAAUACACGUACUCCAGGAAAAA
Zophobas morio is the source of this 3178-nucleotide messenger RNA. RefSeq names its product methionine--tRNA ligase, cytoplasmic (gene MetRS). The record is from RefSeq and is a predicted model, not a curated record. NCBI's taxonomy places the organism in Eukaryota, Metazoa, Arthropoda, Insecta, Coleoptera, Tenebrionidae. The transcript has 12 exons. Gene Ontology annotation, cellular component: aminoacyl-tRNA synthetase multienzyme complex; cytosol. Gene Ontology annotation, molecular function: methionine-tRNA ligase activity; ATP binding. Gene Ontology annotation, biological process: methionyl-tRNA aminoacylation. The coding region runs from base 106 to 2955 and encodes 949 amino acids.